GGCCGCCACCGUGCUGACAGCGACAAGCCCGACUUCCGCCCCAUCCGCCGCACAUCGUCCCGCACCAAGGGUCUCAAGGAGAACGACGGCCCGUACCACCCGUCCAAGGGCGGGUCGCCGUCCAGCAAGCGGGGCCGCAGCAACGGCAGGGGGCGGGGCGUGGGCAAGGGCAAGAUGACGCCGGGAGACAAGGGCAUGAAGGACAUGCAGGCCAUGUAUGGCGGCGGCUUCAUGGGCUACGGGUUCGACUCCAACAUGGUCGUGGCUGGCGUCCCCCUCAACAACACUGGUGGCGGGGAGCAGCUCGGCCUCCCCACCCCAAUCCAAGGCAUCCCCGUACACACACCCGGCAACCCCACCACCUCCUACGCCGCUUAUGGAGUCGACCCCACAGCAUACUACUACCACCACACCGGCGCACAGGGAUACCCCUGGGGCGCUCCAGGCGCCGCACCACCGGGCGCCGACGCAGCAGCGGCUGCUGCUGCUUGGGGGCAACAUGAGGCCUACCACGCCGCUGCCAUCGCUGGGGAGGGGGGCGAGAAGGAGGGGGGUAAAGAGGCGGCUCCGGCUGGUGCUCAGGCGGCUGGCGGUGAGGGUAUGCCGCUGCAUGCUGUCGAGGGCGAGAUGAAGCCUGAGGAGCAUGCCGCCGCACAGCAGCAAGGGCCACCGGAGGCCAAGCUGGAGAGCGAGUCCGAGCGGCCGCAGGAAGGUGCGGCGCCACUGACUACGGAGGAGGGGCAGCCGAAUGGGGAGGAGGCGUGAAGUGAACAAAACACCAAACAUAACAUGCACAGUCAGUACACAUGCCUAACUAACUAACUAACUAACUACUGUCUUCUGACCGUCCCUGCACACACACACGUACUCGUAGGCAGCUGGAUGGAUGGAUGGGUGGUCGACUGACUGUCUGAUCGCUUUCUUUUGUGGCUGGCUGGCCGGCUGGCCGAAUGUCUGUCCAGUGCCUGGAUUGGUCUGCGCCCGCUGCUUGUGUGUCGGGCGGGGCUGAAGAGUUUUCUUUUCUGGCGCUGGGUGGGCGGCCGGCCGGCUGACCAUGUAAGUAUUUUUUACCAACACGAAGACCACGAAGACCUCACUGUGUGGGUGGGUGGGGGAGAGACUGCCUGCACAGAAACGUCGAUCGCUCCUUGUCGCACACUAACGGUGAUAGCUCUGCUUCUGGCUGGCUUGUCGUACGUGACGGACAGAUGAGGCGGGCAACCCACACCCAAACAUACACCACACACCACGCACGGAUCACCACCGUGUGCCUGUCUGCUGUCCAGAACAGUCUGCCGUUUUGUUUUUGUGAAGAACCGUUGUGUGCGUGUCGAACGAGUGGAUGGAUGGAUGGAUGGCUGACUGACUGGCGGAAUGUCUGUCGAUGGUGUGGCCUGCCUUCUCCCGGUGUGUGCGUGUAAGAUAAGCUGACCUGACUUGACCUGACCGCACCUCCUCGCUCUGACUCGCUUGGUACUCACCCUCUCUCUCAUGCCAUCCAUCCAUCUAUUGGACACAGAGGACACUCUCGCACUUUUGGUCACAAAGGACCUUAGUGCGACCAUUCACCCACCCGACGCCCAUGGACUCUCUAACCAGACCUGAUAGGUGAAGCCUGUCGUCUCUUGCGUGUGUGUGUGUGUGUGCAGCUGUAUGAGACUGCUCGUUGCAUCUAUGUGUACAUUCCUCAAUCACUCAAUCCCG
Vitrella brassicaformis is the source of this 1704-nucleotide messenger RNA. Lineage: Eukaryota; Vitrellaceae. The record is from the annotation of a GenBank genome assembly.